GAUGGCGGAAGUGUCACAUGGUAUAAACCUUCUCCAGUUAGUGCAACAUCAAAUACAGCAGAAGUGCUACCCCCUGGCAUUGUACAGGUUUAUGAAGGAUCUUCUGUCACACUGAACUGGAACUUCAGUCUGUCAGUAGGUCUUGGUCUUGGUUUUGUCAUAAAAUUCGACACUGUUGGUAUAGUCAUCAUUGGAAGAGAUGGUUCAGCAGCAGGUCCUAUCAGAGCUGAAUUUCAGAAACGGUUCAACGUAAGCGCGACUCCACAAACAGCUUCUCUGUCAAUCUCUCCCGUCACUAUUGCUGACGAUAAGUCUAACGGAGAAUUUAGCUGCGAGUUAAAUGAUGCCAACGGUGAUACUUGGAAACGAGCAAUUCAGGUGCACGUCAUAGGUAAGCUUGAGAGUGUUGCUGACCAUAAGAAAGGCGUACCCUAACUGUAGUAUACUGUUAUCUGGGUCUUGUUUAAAUUCCAGUUUGAAAUUGGACAAUUUGAAUUCUUAUCGGAGAAAAAAAAUUUUACAUCCCUUUUAACAAAUUCAUUUAGUUUCAGUUUAGUUUAUUAAGAAUCAAAGACCUAAAGUGCAGAUAAAGUUUUAAGAGACACACCAAAUGUUUUGGACACGAGACAAGGUUUGUUUUUAAUGUUAUACCGAACUUUUAAGUACAAUGAUGCAAUCACAUGUAUGUGUCUUACAUACCAUUUGAGGUCCCAUGAGAAUCAAAGACCCAAAGUGCAGAAAAUAAAAGGCUCAAAAUUGGGAUGCUCCUUGAUAUAAGUGAAAAAAUAAAUUACAGCAUGAAUGGAUAAAGAUAACCCAAACUUCCUUCACAUUCUGCUUACCUCAGUAAUCAUAUGUAAUUGUCAUAAGAGUGUGAUAACAAAGUCACACAUGUGAUCCAGCUAGUAGUGAUGAUGUGACUACAAAGCAACAUUGAACUUUACUAUUUCCAUCAGAUUUUCCAACCCCUAACAUAGUGCUGUCUGCUAGUACUACAUUUGGCUACAUUCAAGAAUGAUUUGAUUUGGUAAAACUCACAUGGAAAACAUUGUAAAAAAGUAGUCAACCUAAAGAGAAAUCAAGCAAUUGAUUUUUAAAGGGUUCAAGGUAAAUUCAAAUCCAAAGAGGUGUUGAUUACCAUACGCUGGGCAACUUGCAUGUGUAAUUGCAGACAAAAGUCUUUUUACAAUGAAUAUAUUUAAAGUUUAUCAGAAAGAUCUUAAUAUACCCUCAUAGCAAGCAGAGGGUGCAAUUAUCUUUUGAAAGCUAGUUACUGACUUAAGAGGAUGUCUCCUCAAGCAAGUAAAUCAGGAAUAAAAUUCUACUGCUCUAAUAGAAUUUCACAAAAUUUCCAACAGGAGGGGUAUAUUUUCAAAUCUAUGAAGGGAAUUUUGGAUAUUUCUGUCAUUUGCUUCCUGGUUUUUCUUUCAAGUGUGCUCAUCAAAAUUAUGAUAUUAUGUACAUUUACCUGUACAGCAAAAUUAUUAUACUGAUGUGUGUUACAUUUGAGACCAUUGCAGUAGAUAAAUUAUGAAAAUUAUAAAUUCCUCACACUGUUUUUUGGUUUGUGUUGUUUGAGUCCUCAGGUGUAAUUUCAAGACUUUUAAGGUUUCAAUAUACCUCAAUAAUAUGUGAAAAGAAGGAACACUGGCAUAAAAACUACAUUGUGCAAUGAAUGCCAAAAGUCAUGCUCUACUAAUUUUUGAAUUUUUCCUAUAACCUUCCCCCAUUUGAAUGUUGUCUGGUAUUACAAAAUGGUCACCAAUUUCAGGCAAUGUUUUUGGGGGGAAGAAGGUGAGGCUUGCAAGUAACUUAUUAGAGAUGAAUCACAAGAUUUCUGUUUACUCUGUUGAUUGGAGGGCCGUCAUCCACCUACUUUUGGCACUUAAUGUACAGUGUAGGUAUGGUUUUUCCAUUUCAAAGUUUUGCACAGAUACAAUAUUACACUUUUGGGUGACCCCAUGUCAAGGUAUGGUUCAGUAUGCCAAUAAAAGCAUCCUAGAGAGUCCAAGGAGAGUCUCUGCUAGAUAGUUUCCUGCAAAACCAAAAUUUAUAGGAACCUAUCCAGCAAUUUCACAUGACGGACCAUGGUUCAAUUCCACUAGACAACAAUUUUGAUUUCAAGUUUUAUAGCAGCUUGAACUUGCAGCAGCAGCAUAUCUUGAUGGUUGCUGGUUGCAAGCAAUCAGGGAAGAUUGCUUAAACCACAAGCCCUUCUCCAUUUCAACAAUAUUUUAUUGUCAUUCCUCUUUGGAUUUCUUUAACUUCUUGCUCUGACACCCAACCUCCUGGCUCACAGUCAUGGAAUAUUUUCCAGUCCAUCUUUACCCCUUCACAGCCUACUUUUAUAUGCUAAGGUAUGGCAAAGAUCACCAUAUGCAACUGAAACUAGGAGAUGUUUCCAGGAUUAAAAUCAAGAAUCAUGAUGUUUUGCUGCCAAAAACUGUGGGAAUCAUUUAUGGUGACACAUUAAAAUUGGCCAUUCACGCUGUGGCGGGCCAAAGAAAUUGUUUUUUAAAAGACAUAUUUUUGUAAAUAACUCCCAUGAAUGUCAAUAUUAAUUUCUACAAUUAUUAUUUCUUGGAAACUGCAGUUAAAAUAAUAAUGCUUAGUUUAGCUGAGAAAAGAAUUCAGAAACAUUUAGUGGCCUUUUGAAGGUGUACCAAAUUUGUUAAGGCAGGCAUAUUAAAUUACUUUAAAUGGAUUAUAAUUCAGGGACUGUUUUUGUAUUAUAUGCACAAUCAUAACACAUGUGAAUUUCCUUUGCAUGUGCAAGACUUGCAAAGAAUGUUUGAAAAUCAUGUAUUAUAACUUUUGCAUGUUGCUUAUCUGUGUGCAUGCCAUUCAAUUAUCCUUGAAGUUUACUUGUGAUUGUUUGAUUGCUCUUAGUUCCGAUAAAUAUCACUGGGAUUAGAGGUGAACCAACUGUUCUUGAAGGCAACAAUUUGCAGUUAAUCUGUGAAGUAUCAAGUCAAGUAGAACCAAACAUCACCUGGACCAAAGAGAAGCCUGGGAACCAUGGAAAUGUUGAUGUGGUGCAAGAAGGAAAGGUGCUGACUAUAACAAACAUCAAAAGGACUGAUGCAGGAACAUUUACCUGUACAGCAUACAAUGGUUUUGGUAAACCAAAGAACCAAACAGUUUAUGUGAAUGUUAUUUGUGAGUAUGCAUUGAAAAAAACAUUGACUAAUGUUAAACAGAGAUGCACUUUCCAUAUAUUUUCUGUGUUGUAAUGUACUAUGCUAAGAAUUACUUUUAUUGAUGCUUGGCUAAGUACAUCCAUGCAGGGCUCCAAGCUAAAUUUUUCAAGAAGUCACCUUUGGCAACCUUCAAUCUUAAAAUGGUUGCUAUAAAACAAAUAACUGAACAAACAAAAAACUCACAUCAAAGGGAGCAUAUUUCAUGCUGCAUUACUAAAGGUAUUUGGUAAACCAGAUGGCAUGAUUGCAAAACUUUCAUUUGUCAACUUGAUUUAUUCACUCCCUUGCUGAUUAAAAGAUUGCAAUAAUGGUCAAGAGAGUGACAAUGAAUGAAACUGAUGUCUAGAAGUAGAAACGAUUUGCUUCAAAGACCCAUGUUUAAAACAAAUUUGGUUUAGUGCUCAGGCAAGAAACAUCUCUAGUUAAAGUGACCUAAAAUAGUGGUUUUAAAGCCUUCGAUAUUGUGAAUAGCAUCUUUAAUCACCAGAUAUUUAGUCACCAGACUUCUUACUGUAAAAAUUGAAGGUUAAAAGGUUACGUUAAUUGGUACUGGAGGAUACUUUGGCCUUUUUCGGAACUGGCCCUUUGUCAAGAAUUUAACUUUUCACAACUUUUAAUCUCAUGUGGUGUAACGAAAUAGAAUACAUGAUUUAUAUUCACUUGCUUUCAGUUACAAGGCGUCCCGAAAAUUAGAAAUACUAUCCAAAGUUUUUGGGAUAAAAAUGCACUUUGUAUUUCAUUUUCAUAUGGUCACACAUGAAAUGGAUGUGUCAGAAACAUUAAAUACAGGAUAAAUCAUUGACAGUUUGAUCAAGGAUCAACAAAUUUCUUCCUAAAAGUUUACUCUUUUUUUUAAUCUUUUGGUCGUCAAUUGGCAACUUUUGUUGAAAUUUUAGUUGCAAAAUGUGUUUUUCACCCACCACGAGGACCAAAUUGGUUCACAGCUUGGAGCACUGCAUUUUCUGGGAGGUAUUAAUGACCACCUCGGUAAAUAUAAACCCUUCUUAAAAUUGAGAUUACAUCUUGUGUUAGGAGACUCUAGUCCUCCACUGUCUCUGUUAGCAGAUAUGUUGAGUUUAUGUUGGUUAGAUAAUGUGUAACAAUCAGUUGAUCAUAUCUGGCAAGAUCUCAGUUCAAAGAUUUGAAAUAUCACCUCCAUGGUUUUCUCAGUGUCAAGCUGAUAAAGUUCUCUGUUAAAUUAUUGGAUACUAUAAAAAUUUGAUCACUAGUAAUUUAUUUAACAUGCAACUCUGAAUGGCAAGAGGAUCACUGGAUAAAGAAUGCCUGCUUAUAUGUAUAUGUAAUGGUGUGUUUGAACCCUGUGACUUGUAGCACAAUCAUCAUGCCCAAAUGUGUAACAUAGGGUAUUUUCAUGAAAAUGUAAAAAGUAUGCCAAAAAUACUUUUAUUUGCUAGAUAUACUUGCUAAUUUACGUUCUAAAAAGAAUUAGUGAAGAUUUCAAUGUUUGUUCGGUUUUUAAAGCUUAAUUACUGAUUACCCACAAUCCUUUGCGGGCGUGGCAUUUGACUGUAUCACUAGAUUUCACUGGCCAUAAUGGCUGAGUUACAAAAAAAAUUAAUUAUAAUAAUAUGUAAUUAUAAUAUUGAUUAUAUUUCAACUAUCUCUAGAUUUACAAAGAAGCAAUUAUUUCUUCAUUGACAUCUACAGGGACUUUGUAAAUGUUAUUCCUCUUUCUCUGUAGUUCUCCACACACACCUGAAUUAUUCAUAAGAACUCCCCGCAUACAUAGAGGAGAGGUUACAUAGGAGACCGUGGAUGUUUGUUGCUUGAUUUCAACGAGAAAAUCAGGCGUUUUUCGAGCGCUAUUUGUGCGGAUUUCAAUGUAGAGCGGGCUUGAAAUUUGAUCGUUACACAUUGAUAAACAGAAAGCGAGAGUGAAUUUAGGUUUCCGAUUUAUUUUGCUUUGAAUAUCUUCGUUUGUAUUGUAUGUAUGGCUGUAAAACUUUGAGGAUUUGUAGUCGAACACGUGAACUUUGCUUGGGAGUUGUCUCAGCAGCCGAGGUGAAGUAAAAGCUGAAAUACGGGCAUUUUUGCUGGUAAGUGGUGUUUGAUUUUCCGUGUUUAAAAAUAAACAAUAACAUCGUUUCCGAAACCAAAAAUCACUUAUUUCUUCUUUGCAGUUAGCUCUUUUUAAAAGUUAGUUUAGAUGAGGGUAAGUAAGUGUUUGAACCUUACUCAGACGAAUCAACUUUCUUUGUAGGCGUAUAUUCAAGAUGCUAGACCCGCACAUGUACCAUGCAAAGCUCUGUUGGAUCUGCUGCGUUACACAAGCAAACAACAGCGACUGUCUUCAAGUUUUUUAUUCCUGUUCUUUUAAAAACGAACAUUUAACUCUGUCUCUUGGCAUAAGGUGUAUUUAAGCCCUACUCAAUAAAUGAGCAUAAUGGAAGUUUCUAAUUGAUGUUGUUUUGAGUACGAAAUUUACCUUUAUUUUCGGGUUUAUGCAAAUGAGAUGUUACACGUUACAUUUAUAAUUUGGGUAUAUUUUCCAGUAUCUUUAAUAUUUUUCAAUUCUUACAAUAUUCCAAAAGGCAACACAAUUAUUUUUUUAUUAAACUGCAAUCAUCAGAGAAGCAAAAUGACAAGUUUGAAAACAAUCUGUCCAUUGCUGAUCAAGAUAUUUUCAAAUAUUUCUGAACAACCCUGAAUGGGCGUGAUGAUCAUGCUACAAGUCUUUAGCUAUUAACGACAAGUCACUCUGAUGUAUCUUUGUGUAGAUGCUGUUUUCUAAUCUGGUUUUUCAUUUUCCAAUUUGAUGUACAGAUCCAGCCACGAUUAUUAAAUUUCAAACUGAGUAUUUUGUUGGUGUACAACAAAGUGUGACUCUUAACUGUGAAGCAGAAGGAAACCUUCCAAUUUCUUACAAGUGGAUUCCAUGUGACCCAGAACAAGUUUGUAACAAGAACAGUCUUGGUAUUUCACAGAUACUCAGUGAUGCCAGCUAUACCUGCAGAGUGGCCAAUGUACAUGGACCUGAUAUGAAAACUGCCAUUGUUUGUAAGUUGCAUUGUAGUCCUGCAUAUAAAGCUGUAGCCUCAUACUUCUACCAACAUGACAUUUUGACUGGGUUCUAAGAGUUAAACCAGGGACUUAUCAAAAGGAAUACCUUUAUCAAUAAACAUUAAUUUUUGAGAAAUUUGUUAGCAUUGUGCAAGAUUUUUCAGCACUUUGUGAAUUACUGACAUGCUUCAGGUUAUUAUGACAUAAUGGGAUUGUACAUAUGUAGAGAAAGAUAGAUUUUAUAGCCAUUAUCCCAUUUCACAGACAUUGCAGGAAAUGUGAUUAACAUAACCAUUGUCAUUACAAGUGAAAACUGCACAGACGAAAAAUACAACAAAUCCUCAUUACUGAGAAAAUUGGAAGAAGAGGUAACUAUAUUUACUAAAAUAAUGCCUAUGCUCAGUGUAUUAUUUAAUAUCUAUUUAUUCAUUAUAAAUAACUGUGAAUAUGUGAGUCAUGUAUGUGAACUGCAGAUAAAAAUGUGAAAAUGAAAGCAAUCUUUGCAGUAAUGAACACUACCUGAGCAGUAGUGAAAAUAAGGCCCGAAAUAAAUUCAGGCCUGUACAGGAUUUGAACCCAUGACCUCUGGGAUACUGGUGCAGAUUAUUCGUCACUUUAUGGGUUUAUUUGGAACCAACAUAAUGACCAGCUCCCAGUAGGCAUGUUAGCUCAGUCAGUAGAGCAUUUCACUGGUAUCACAGAGGUCAUAGGUUCAAAUCCCAUACAGGCCUAAAUUGCUUUCAGGCCUUAUUUUCACCGCUGCUCAAGUAGUGUUCAUUACUCCAAAGAUUGCUUUCAUAUUCAUGUAUUUAUUUAUUGUUAUUUAGUUCAGGGUCAGAGACUGAUGUGCUGACUGUAUAUUGAUUGAAAGGAAAUUCAGCUUCUGGAGAAUGCAUAAAGAAUAUUUAGUUUAAUUCUACAGUGUUUCUUAUGUUUCUAGAUUGCAUUCAGUCUUGAGCUCUGUCAAACCUUGAGCUUAAAAGGCUUUUCACAGUCUUCUUAUUACUCAGUGUUUGCUCAUGCUUUUUAUUUAGGGCUUUAAUUGGCCAGGUGCAUUUUUGCCCCAAAUAAAAUAUGAAGCAUGUGACUAGAAGAAGAACUUUUUAAUUGAAGUAGCACUUUUAAAGAAACAGUCUGAGCAGUACUCAGAGACUUAUUCUUGGCUGAUUCUUUGAAAAACAGUCCUAUUCAAUGCGAUCAUAAGUAGUAAAUAAUAUUCAAUAUCAUCCUCAUUUUUACUUAUGUACAUGCGCAAUACAUGUGUGAUACAUGUACACAAACAUUUUUAGAUGAAUAGUUGAAUUUUUACUUGCAGCUCAAAAGAGCAUUUGUUGGUAAACUUGAUUACCAAAGAGUGGAGUCAAUGAGUGUUAGGUAUGUAAAUUAAGGUGCUCAUGUUCCCAAAUUUUAUUUACUUAUUAAUUGUUUUUUACUUUUUUUGUUGUCUGUUUUAUAUUUCAUGUCUCCCUAAUCGUCGCUUGUUUUCUGUUCCAAGGUGUGGAAGUAUAAUUGUUGACCUUGGACUGAAAUUCAACUCCAUUACAAAGGAACAAGAUGUUCUCAUAACACUUAAUGACGCUCUUAAAGAUGGAAACCUGGGAGAGUUUAGUGUGGGUUCUAUAAAAGGGACAAGGCCUGAUGUGAAACCAACAAGUGGAGGUGCCACAUCACCACCUGAUUGGUCCUCUGGGGGUAAGUCCUCAUAACACUCCAUGUAAACGUUUUGUAAGUUGAUUAAUGAAUGACCUUGCCCUGUACAUAGUUGGAAGGAAUCGAUACUGUAGCAGGUUUUUACAGAGAUCUGAAAGCUUGGUGUAUAAUGAUAAGAUAAAAAUGCCAACAAUAACCACAAUGACAAUAAAAGUUGUAAUCAAAACUAGAAAUAAAUUCUAGUAUACGCGCCAUGCUUGUAAUUGGACAGUGUACUAGGAGAGUGUAUGCGUCAUGCUUGUGUAAUUGGACAGUAACGCUUCAUUUACUCGUGCACAUGCUUCUGUUUUGGAUUUUUCCUUAGGGCUGCCAUGUGGGAAGAGAGAAGGUAAACUACUAUUCAAAGACAAAUGACUUUGUAAACAUAAAGUAACAAGUCAUUUAAUCCGGUUAAGUACUCUCCCGAUACCUAUGCCAUUAAGUUUUCUGAAAAUAUACAAAAUGAUUUACUGUCUAACUGAAUCGAGCUUUAAUUUGUAAAUAGAAGGACACAAUUUUGCUUGUGUUGUAUACCUCAAUACUGUUGCAUCUUUCUGGGUGGAAAAGCAGGUGGCUCUGUUAUUUUAGCCGAAUAUUAAGCUUAAAAGGGUCGGAUAAUUUUUGAUGUGAAUUUUCCUUCUGCUUUUUUUGUAAGCUCUUGCAUAAACAGAAUUUGUGUCCCCCCUCCCCUACUUUUUCUGAACAUGCGUAGUAUGGCCUGUUCAGUUCCAUAUCUUUAAUGAACAGUGAGAAGAAGAUAAAUUAAGUUCUGACUGAAUUCCAAAAGUUUCCUAACCAAAACAGGAGUACGGAGGCAGACCCGUAAUGUUAAAAUCAUGUAAUGUCUUAAGAUUUAGAUGAAGUGAAAGGUGCAUCUGCUAUUUACAAGCUAAAUUAAAGUUGUUACGCUGUUGCAUGGAAUGGUUAACUAUCGCCUGUGAGGUUUGUAUUUUCGUUUUCAAUUACAAUCUCAGUGGAAAAAGGGUUCCUUUGUGAAAAAUGAAACUUAAUACAACUGAAGUUCGACCAAAUUGUUUGGCUUGAGAAGAUACGCUUUCACUUACAAAAAUUUAUCUCAAGUUUAUCACGCUUUGUGGGUACCAUAGGUGUUAUUGUUGGUGCUGUGUUUGGAUCAGUUGCUGCACUGGCUGGUGCUGGAAUAUUAGUUUGGUGGACUUGUAGGAAAAAGAGGCGUAACACGAAAGGCACUGAAGGUAAGUGUUACAUACAUGUUAUGCUCUCAAAUGAACAAUAGUUUUAGAAUCUCAGUAAUAUUUUUUCCUUUUUCUAAGACUAAGCACUAGCUUUAGUUCACUAUCCUCUGCAUGAUGAUCUUUAUUCAAGCAUCUUUAUUUUUAACAGAUAACUUUUAAAUAGUGUAUUGUUAACUAAUAAUUAAUGUUUUGUUAUAUAAUAUGCUGAUAGCUAAUUAAUAAAAGUCAAAAGAUCGCGCUUGAAAUUGUUUACUUUAUGACUCAACUUGAUGGGCAUCAAACAGACUUUACUUUGCUUGAGCAAGAUAAUUUUGUUUGAUGUCAAUUGUUCAUCCAUUAUUUGUUUUAUUUUCCUUUGCUUUUUAUGAUUCUUUGUCUCGUUUUUCCACUACAGAGGUUGCGAUGAGCAGAAGGUGAGAUUUUUGUAUCGAAAUGGUGCUGUUUACUUGCGUUGUUCCUUAUGGCCCAAUCUGUGUAACAAUUUAUCACCCAUACUAUUCUUCACAUGAAUAUCCAAUAAUAAUGAUAGAUCAUGUAAGACACUCGCUAGCCAAAAGGCACUCUUUCGCGGGAGAGAUAUCAUUACAGCAGUUGUAAUGAUUUUCACUUGCACAAUAAUCAACAUCUUUUUGAUCCGUUAACACAAAAAUAAACAAGAACAUCAACUACAAGUGUACUUACUUUUUUCAUCUAAUGAAAGGUCGCUGUGUGUUACUUCAGGCCCAAGGAAUAGUUUUCUAGGUGUCCCCUAUUAGUAGAGCGAUUUUCCCUUAGCGAUCUCACUUUAUGACAGGUGAAUAUAGGGUCAUUAUUAUUAUUAUCAGUAUUAUUAUUAUUAUUAUUAGUAUUAUCAUAUUGCAUUUUAUUUAUUACUACUAUUUAAUGUUUUUAUCGUUGUUGGCAGAUUUUAAAGAGGAAUUAGUGAAAAGAUGUUAAAUAUUGGUAGUGAUUGCUGAUAGUAAUAGUAAUAAUAAUUAGUAGAGAAACAUUUUCGUGGAUUAUAGUUCAAGAGAUAUUGAGACAUUAUGAUUUUUUCUUUUCUUUCUAACAGAUGUAUUAGUAUUAUCAUUAUUAUUACUAUUAUUAUUAUUAUUACUACCAUUGCUAUUGCUCCAAACAUAUUAUUUUCAAUAGACAGGUCUAUGUCUAUAUGGCUGACAAUUUGUAAAGCCUUCAAAAAGAAAUUUUAGUGAGGUGUCUACAGAAAAAGUCUGUUUUUCCUCGGUCACCAAGACCGGCCACUUUGUGCACAUGAUCCUUUUCUACUCUGCUCGUUAUUGAGGGGAAUAAAACUUUCAGUACUUGAACAUUGCUUUCAAUGAGAUUUGAAGUAGGUGGCUACCUCUGUAAAGCACCCGCCGGAGAAUGUAAUUGUAUACAAUUUCCCUCUCGUUAGCCCAUUAGUUCCCGGCAUUCAGAAUAAACUGGCUUCAAAUGGAGUUUUUUUGUGUUAAACUUCGUUAAAUAAUCAUGAAAUAUUUGAAUUUUCUUUGUAACAAUUUUUGCAACUCAUCGUUUUACUUCUGAUCAAAAUCUUCCAUUCGCUGACAUGCAAACCUGCUCCCUGAGUUUCACACAAAAGUCCUCUGAAAGGAAGGUUACUGUUUACUGAAAUUUGAGUCAGAAUGUUCUUGGAAAUUCUGAAUCUUUUUUUCCUGGAAAUUUCGUGUAAGAACGCAAUAAACCAGUAACCAUGAGAACAUAGUCUUCCUCGCUUUUUACCGCAAAUGCAGCUUUUUUGUAACUGAAAGUUAGACGCCAAGUGUUUAAUAGCUGUUUUUGUUCCUCUCUUUGUAAUUAAGCCUCGGGUAAGCGUUUUUAUGCAAACUUCUGAAAAAUGGACAAGUACGCUAUUUUGUCGAUUUUGACUCUCGAGUUUGUUUUCUAACCAGCAGUUGAGAAGAAUUGUCUAAAAAUAUUUGAUGAUAUUAGUUCACCACAAAGUUGGUUGAAAAUGAUUUAAGUAAACGACGAUGUGCACUUAGCGCUUGAUGAAUUUAUGUUAAACAUGCGAAACAAGCAGAAAAAGAAAAUUCCCAGUCAAAGAAUGAAUCUAAAAAUCAAAGACCACAGAAUUUGAAAAAUAAGCAAGGUGAAUAAUCCAAUACUAAAAUUAAUACUGUUUUCUAUGUUACUUGUUAAUUUUUUUGUUCUUAAAAUUGGACUUGGGCGUUGAAAGUAACCGGCGAUUCACAACAAUUCUUAUCAAAAGCAAUGCAUGAAUGUAGAGGAUGCGAAAUCCUCUCUGGAAAUUCAGGGCAAGUCCACUCUAAAGGUCUGACUGUAGCCGAGCCUGCAUCUGUUUUCCAGCUGCGAUUUAACUGGAAUUAGCUUUCUGGAAAGUUUUUCUGUUAUUUUGGAAUUUCCAGGCAGAGGGGAUUGAUUUUGUUGCGUUCGACGAAGGAGAACGCAUGCUUUUCGUGUCGUUUUUCCGGAAAUCACUCUCAAGGGUUUUAUGGACCAGUCUCAAGGGGAUCGGUCGUGAUGCUAUGCGAUUUCAGGAAUUGGCGCCAUUUUGGACUAUUGCCAUGUGGCACAAAUAGCCUCGAUCUCAUGUGGAAGUGCUUUCUUGGCUGCCUUGAGCUGAGGACACCACUUUUUUUUCUGCGCAAUCAGUACAAUAAAAAAACUUUUAUUAGGGAUCGAACGCACUUUUCUAAUCUUUGAUUAUUACUAGUUUUAUAAUAUAUUUGUGUUGUUGUUUCAGAACAUUUGGAAAUUCAAAUGAUGAAAGAAGAGAAAGUACAAAUGUAGGUCAAACGAUGAAAUCUUUUACCUUUUAUAGAUAUAUCUUCCUGUGGUUUAAGCCGCUUUUUUUCUUAAGUUGCUGCCUUUACUGAGUCUAUUUUCAUUGCGGUUUACAGUUUACCCAAACCCAGAAAGUUAUGAUCCACAAGGAAUAUACGUCGAUCAUUCCUUGAUACAUUAAAAUACGUCAUUCAAGUAAAUACGGGAGUAUUUUAUGAAAUUGAAAACAAUUUUUUUCUAAGAUUGUAGUCGAAUUGCCUAAACCUUCUCAAAGCCAUUACAUGGCACUGGAUGACAGAGCUCGUUCACAAGUGAUGGAAGAUGCUAGUCCACUCAGCAAUGAACAAAUCAGCGAGUACGCUUCUCUUGAUCCAUACACACGCUCCUGUGAGAUUCCUAGAGAACAUGUGACGAUAAAGCAGAUCGUUGGAAAAGGUGCUUUUAGUCUGGUUGCCAAGGCAACAGCCGAUAACCUUCAAGGAAGAACCAAGAAGACGCUCGUAGCUGUUAAAAUGUUGUCAGGUACCAAGUAAUACUGAAAUCAUGUUGUAUUUCAUGGUGUUUGAUCAGACUUAGAGAUCUGUUCAGAUUUUUCUGUUUUCUGUCCAUUAUUUUCUGUUUUUAGCUGUUAAAGAUAUUAUGUAAAUGAUCCCCCUCAAAUGAUGGUUACAUUUCCGAGCCACAGCGCUUUACGUUGAUGAAGAAAAAUUUAGUAAUGGAUCAUAAAUGAGUUCAGACUAUAUCUUUGUGUGCAAGUUUUUAAGUGUGUAGAAAACGAUUUUGAAUCGAAGUAAGAGAAUUUGCUAUCUGAACUUGAAUUGAUGAAAAUUAUUUGUUUUUGAGUUUAGAAAAGCACCUGAAAUAUGAUGUACGGUAGAGAUGGAUGGUAUCUAUCUUCCUAUCUAUCUACCUAUCUGUAUAAUUACCUUUCUAUCUACCUAUCUAUCUAUCUAUCUAUCUAUCUAUCUAUCUAUCUAUCUAUCUAUCUACCUACCUACCUACCUACCUACCUACCUACCUAUCUAUCUGUGUAGCUAUCUAUCAAUCAAUCAAUCAAUAAAUGUAUCUCUUUAUCUGUCUAUCUAUCGAUCUAACUAUUUAUUUGUUUAUCUAAAUAUUUAUCAAUAUAUCUAUAUCUACCUAUCUAUCUAUCUACCUACCUACUUACCUAUUUAUCAGUCUAUUUAUCUAUCUGUGUAGCUAUCUAUCUAUCAAUCAAUCGAUCAAUCAAUCAAUGUACUUCUUUAUCUGUCUAUGUAUCUAUGUAUCUAUCUCCCUAUCUGUGUAUCAAUCUAUCAAUCUAUCUAACUAUUCAUCAACUCAUUUAUUUAUCUUCAUAUCUUUACAUCUGUAUAUCUGUCUAUAUAUCUAUAUAUCAGUCGGUUUGUUGGAGUGUCUGUCUCUAUCUAGCUAUCUCUCUCUCUCUUUUCAUCUAUUUAUCCAUCUAUCAAUCUAUCUAUCUAUCCAUCUAUCAAUUUAUCUAUCUAUCUAUCUAUUCAUCCAUCUCUCUAUCUACCUAUCUACCUAUCAAUCUUUCUAUUUAUCUAUCAGUGUACUUUUAUCCAUAUAAAUGGCAUAGUUGAAUGAUGUUUGUGAUUUUAUGUGAAAUGUUAUUUGAAGAUUAUUGAUCGAAAAUUAUGUUGCAGAAAACGCUUCUGAAUCAGAGAAAAAGAAUUUGCUAUCUGAACUUGAAUUGAUGAAACAACUUAAACCUCAUCCUUACGUGAUCAAACUCCUGGGAUGCGUUACCAAAUCUGGUAAGUACUGAAAUGUUUAUUAUCAGCUUGGGACCUAAAGAGACCCAACUUUUCUUACACCCAGAGCUCCGCACAUUGCUCGAAGUGUAAGUUACACAAGGUCAACUUUUGGAAAAUCCUUGACCGACGCUUAAAGCUUGGCCUUAUUCUAUUCUUGCAUGCACUUGUCAGGUCUGGAUAGGGCUUCUCAGACAGCAGAGAAAUAGUCACAUUUUUAUACAGUCCGUUAAAUAGCAGCGUGUGUCUACUCAAUAGCUGAGAUGUAAGAUCAGCAAAAUUUAAUGAUGGGUCAUAAAUGAGUUCAGACUAUACCUUUAUGCGCAAGGUUUGCGCGAAUAUUGCGCAUAUGAGCCGCUCCGAUAUAAAUAUAGAGAGCGGGAACCUUUCCAGUAGUAGACCACGAAGGUGAAAGAUGACCUGCCAUCAACAAAUUUAAAGUUUAAUGCGUAGCAUCGACAUCUUACCCCUUUAUAAUUCAUUUUCCGAUUUUAGAAACUUGUGGCCACCUUGCUUUUAAAAUAAAUUUCAAGGAUUUUAAAUAUUAACGUAUUUACGGUAGUCAAUAUCUUAUUUUCUUAUCUUCGUGAAAUGGACGUCGUACUCUUCCAAGUGGCGGCGGCGAUUAUUGGAGGGCGACAUUUAUUCGUAGUUCUGCUUCCAUGUGUGGCGUUUAAUCAGUAUUGGCGUUACCUUGUUUGUCUUUCUAGAGCCACUGUUGGUGUUGAUCGAAUACGUUCCCUUUGGGGAUCUGCUGGGUUACCUGAGAAAGAGCCGUGGAUUAAGUGACACUUACUACAAAGACCCGGAUAUCAAACCACAAACAAAUCUUACUUCUCAGCAGCUGAUAAAGUUUGCUUGGCAAAUCGCCGAUGGAAUGUCUUAUUUGUCAUCGAUACCAGUGAGUGAUGUAACUAUUCUUUGAGUGAUGUCUUUAGAAAAUAAGGCUCACACUCAUUAUACCUCACUUAUUAUUGACUCUUGGACUCCGCAUUCCCAAUGAUGCCAUGUCAUCCCAUGUCAGUUGUCUCUUAAUUCGUUAAAGGGUGUUUUCCAAAAGAAACAUCUUCGCUUUGUUGAAGGUUAUCCAUCGAGAUCUUUCAGCUCGUAAUGUGUUGGUUGGAGAAGGGGAAAUGUGCAAAGUGACGGACUUUGGAAUGGCCAGAGAUGUGCAAGAGGACAACAUUUACGAAAGAAAAACCAGGGUCAGUAUGAAUUAUUUUAAGAAAACACAUGAUGUUCUUGCAAGCCUUGGAUUAUGUGGCUGAAUAUGCCUCACUGGAGUGACUGCUUAAAGAAAACAAGCUCAGUAAAUCCUGGUUAGUUUAAAGAACCUUCGUGACACUGUUCUCGCCAUUUGGAGCAUUGGCACUCUAAAGGACUACGCCAACUCCUUGCAUUUUUGCUUCUUAUUUAGGGGCGUCUCCCUGUAAAAUGGACUGCCAUCGAGGCGUUGCUUUACGGAAAGUACUCUACCAAGAGUGAUGUGUGAGUACAAUGAAGACAUGGGCACUGCAUAUAGGCUUAAUGAGAUUGUUUUGUAUGAAUUGUUUUCGAGUCUGGGAAAAGUUAUUGGGUCAUUACUGUAUUCUGGUCUUUGUAUUUUCUUGAUGUGAGGUCAUCUCAGGAGGGAGUGGUUAUGCUCAUUUUCCUUAAACUCAUCCCGUUUGUUUUACAGGUGGAGCUACGGAAUUCUUCUCUAUGAGAUUUUCACAAUUGGUAAGUUAUUCCGGCUAGUCUGGAGUUUUCAGUUUUGGCCCUGUGUUUCAUAACUACCAAGCUGGUUCAGAUUGCCACAGUCCCUGGACUUGACCGGAAGAAUUAAUGACCAAUGAUACAAAAAUGAAUCGUUAUUUGAAAAUAUUUUUACAUAUGUAAAGAUUUUCAUUUUAGAAUAUGUUAACAUUACCUACUCCAAUUCAGGUGGUUCACCGUAUUCACGAAUGGAUGGAAGAAAAAUUGCAAACUUACUUCAAGAGGGAUACAGAAUGCCUAAACCACAACAUGUGGAUGAUAAGUUGUAUGUUAAUAUGAUGUUGCUAUUGUUGGUUUUUGGUUUUUCUUGUUUGUUUGUCCUGCUUUUGUUCGGGUUGCAUGUGCACCUCCAGAUUUAACAUUUUUACUUGUUGAACCAGCCUAACGUAGGGAAAUGAAAGGAGUACAUUAUCACGAGUUUAUAACUGUGUUAUAUACCUUUUCUACUUUGUUAUAAAAGAGAGGAAAUUUGCGACCAAAAAAGCUUGUUCAUCGAGAAUAGGUUGGACCUUUUCUAAGCCACCAAUGACAUACCGAGAUAUUCAUAACAUCCUUGUGUUUCAGGUAUGAAAUAAUGACGAAAUGUUAGAGAGACGAACCUAACUUGAGACCAUCUUUUGAGAAGUUGAGAAACAAACUCAGAGAGAUGGAAAACCAGCAAAAGGUAGAACUGAAGAGUUUGCAAAGAGACUCACUCUCUUUUUUUUUUUUGAAAAUUUGA
This is a messenger RNA of Pocillopora meandrina, 16102 nucleotides long. The record is from the annotation of a GenBank genome assembly. Lineage: Eukaryota; Metazoa; Cnidaria; Anthozoa; Scleractinia; Pocilloporidae.